Molecule: messenger RNA, 2596 nt
Organism: Polypterus senegalus (gray bichir)
Lineage: Eukaryota; Metazoa; Chordata; Cladistia; Polypteriformes; Polypteridae
Gene: gask1b
Product: golgi associated kinase 1B
Exons: 4
Coding region: 104-1642 (512 amino acids)
Cellular component (GO): Golgi apparatus
Source: RefSeq, a predicted model, not a curated record
GAGUAAUAGUCUGACGGCGCACUGUCAGCUUAGCUUCUUACGCAGUGUCCAGUAUUAGCCGUCGGCCGAGGGCUAUCUAUGCGGUCCAUCAUGUUUGAUCACGAUGGACGCAUACUUCCCUCAUCUUGGCCGCGCUGUCAAUGCGUUUCUUUGCCAUUCGUGCGCUUGGCUCUUCAGGGCAUGGAGCGCCAGGCGCGUCCGCUCGAAAAGAAACCUGUUGAUCGCGAGCGCCUGUUUUAUAUAUCUGUUUUUUAUCUUCACUCGCGCGGAAGAUGUUUUGCAACGGAACAAGACAGCUGCAAAUCUACAUUUGAAAAAAACACCUGGCGCACAGUGGCCAAAUGUCGCAGUCCAUCCAGAAUUGGAUCGCAACCCACCUGAGGAAAUCUAUUUGGAGCACAACGGUACAAGCAUACAGCCCAACGUCGUGUACAUAACCCUGAAGUCCAAAAGGAGUAAACCUGCCAAUAUCAGAGGAACAGUGAGGCCGAAGUUCAGGAAGAAGCGCACGCUUAAAAAUGUACAAAGGGGCGCCCAAAUGCCGGGGAACCCCGAUUUUUUGGCGCAGGACCCGGGAACUCAGAAACAGUUUACCAAAGGAGGAAGGGAUGUGCCAGCAAGGAUUAAAAAAGUGGCCACCCACCCCGGUGGGCAGAGAGAAGCACAGGAGAGUAACAUAAGGAUUUACAGCGAGAGCCCACCGCCCUGGUUAAGCAGAGAAGACUUUAGCGCGCUGAGGUUUUUAGCGGACGGCAACAUCGCGCAAGUCCGACACCUUCCAUUUACCCAGCGGUCGCAUCUGCGCCUGUUUGACUCCGAGCCUUCAGACCAAAGCAGCACAGAGAGAUCGGGCACAACAGUCUGCCGAGGGCGUUGCGGUCUCAUUAAAAGUCCAAUGGAUAUGAGCGAAGUGUUUGCUUUUCACUUGGAUCGGAUAUUAGGGCUGAACCGGACCCUCCCGGCUGUUAGCAGACGUUUCAGCUUCCUUCAAGGUGGUCAUCCUUGUCCUACAAUUCUAUGGGACUCCUCUCUUUUGCCAGCAGACAAUGAAGAGCAGUCCACAGUAAGACUGACCUGGAAAACGUACCAGAACUCUCUUAAACAGAAAUGUUGGCAUCGUGGCAUAGUGCCUAAAGCGGAAUGGGGAUGUGCAGACGUACAUCACUACGAAUGGAGCAAACUGACUCUCUUUGACUUCUUGCUGCAGAUUUACAAUCGCCUAGACAGGAACUGUUGUGGGUUUAAACCACGGAAGGAAGAUUCCUGUGUUGAGAAUCUCCGGAACCUGAACUGUAGCAGUCAGGAUGAUAUUAAACUUGUUCAUAUCAUCCAGAGGAGUCUUGAUCCUAGGCAUCUGGUUUUUAUUGAUAAUAAAGGUUAUUUUGACAGAGAUGAAGAUAAUCUCGAUUUUAAAUUGCUGGAAGGAAUUAAAGAAUUUCCUGAUUCUGCGGUUUCCGUGCUGAAGGGUCAGACCUUACGCCAGAAGCUCCUGCAGUCGUUGUUCCUUGAUAAGGUUUACUGGGAAAGCCAGGGGGGGCGCCAAGGAAUCGAGAGGUUAAUUGAUGUUAUCGAAAGAAGAGCAAAGAUUCUCCUCACUUACAUUAAUGCUCAUGGGAUUAAAGUGAUACCAAUGAAUGAAUAACUGAAAAGACACCGUUCUGGAAAUCACUUCUCAAUUUGUACUGGAGUCCCAUCUGGCGUUUGCUUCCAUCUUGCACUCAGUGCCACUGGGAUAGACUCUGGGCCAGUGACCAUGUGUUAGAUAAUUCAGGUUUGAUGGCAGAUGUAUGGACUUUCUCUUUUCACAUAAGGAAUUAUCAACAUCACUUUCAUGUAGCAGCCAGUGCCAUUUUCAAUACUGCACUGAUUGAACAUUGCAAGAUCUUAAUCGGGAGGAAUAUAUACAGUAAAGCACUUGUAUUAAAAAAUUGUAAAAUUGCACUCUGAACUUUACUUACAUUAUUAAAAUAAUAUGUUUUUAUACUUCUUUUGGGAUCUUUAACAAGCAUGUUUAUGAACAUUUGUUCUUUACAGGCUUUCUCAGCAUAUUGUGGCUGGGUGUGGGAAUGACAAGUCUUCCAAAUGACAAAAGAAAGUUUUAGGGAGCCAGCCAGGUCGUUCCUUUUAUUGUUCGCGGACAAAUGUAAAGCAAAGAAAACAGAAAUAACGCUCUAAAGUGUGCAUUCCUUAUGCAGGAAAUAAUAGGCAAUGUGACCACAAACAGUUGCCUAUGGUGGAGCUCCGUCCAGCAGUUAAUGACGCCUCCUUCCCCAACGUCUGAGACUUUAUGGCAGCUAAACUGGAAGGGCAGGCAUAAUCAGUGUCUCUGGGUGGCUUAUGGGUUGUGAGGAAAGAAGAAGGCAGGGCUAGUGGCAGUGCCCUCUCUGUUCUCAUCGGGUUACUAAAUAUGUCGACUGAGCCUGAGCCUCCGACGCACAUGUGUGACAUAACAGUUAAGUAACUGACAUGUUAAAUUAACUUAAACAGAACAUCUCUGUAUAUAUAUGAGGGACGUUCUAAAAGUUUUUCACUUUUAAAUUUUCGUUGGAAACAGUGAAGACGGGAGGAGUAGUAAUUGGUCGUGUCUGAGAGUGUC